GAUUGAGAAUUGCAUCAUUGUCAAAUCACAGAUUAGUCAUAUUCGGUAGGCUGCUUCACGUUUCGUUUGCAGUAAAGUAGAAAAUUUGGCCGUAUUUUGACGACGAGAAAAGUUUUCUGUAGCUUUUAACGCUAAGUUCAAGCCAAUCGUUAAUCAGUCUACAAUGGCCACACAGUUCCUCAAUCGAAUCGGCCAGCUCGGUUUGGGCGUUGCGAUAGUCGGUGGGGUAGUGAAUUCGGCAUUAUAUAACGUUGAUGGAGGCCAUCGAGCAGUGAUCUUCGAUCGUUUCACUGGCGUUAAGCAACAGGUUUCUGGCGAAGGUACCCACUUCUUUGUCCCAUGGGUGCAGCGGCCAAUCAUCUUCGACAUUCGAUCACAACCACGUAAUGUUCCCGUGGUGACCGGAAGUAAAGAUCUACAAAACGUGAACAUCACUCUUCGUAUUUUGUUCAGACCAGUGCCAGAUCAGCUGCCUAAAAUUUACACCAUUCUUGGCCAGGAUUACGACGAACGAGUGUUGCCCUCGAUCACGACGGAAGUGCUGAAGGCGGUUGUGGCUCAGUUUGAUGCUGGGGAGCUGAUCACUCAGCGAGAGAUGGUUUCUCAGAAGGUAUCGGACGAUUUGACCGAACGUGCGGCUCAGUUCGGUGUUAUUCUGGACGACAUCUCGAUUACUCAUCUGACUUUCGGCAAGGAAUUCACGCAAGCCGUCGAAAUGAAACAAGUCGCCCAGCAGGAAGCGGAAAAGGCCCGGUUCAUGGUUGAAAAGGCCGAACAGAUGAAGAAGGCUGCCAUCGUUUCGGCGGAAGGUGACGCUGAAGCUGCUGCUUUGUUGGCGAAAUCGUUCGGCGAUAGCGGAGAUGGUUUGGUGGAGCUGCGAAGAAUCGAAGCGGCCGAGGAUAUCGCCUACCAGAUGAGCCGAUCGCGAGGCAUCAUUUACCUGCCGGCAGGACAGACAACGUUGCUUAACUUGCCUCAGUAGAGUGGGAGUGGUUCGGAUUGAGGAAGCAUUUCAUAUUUCAUAAGUAGAUUCUAGAGGGAUCAGUUCAUUUCUGUGGGAAUCCAUGCGACAUAUGUUAUUUGAGGGGUCCAUGGUGAGGAUUGUGCUUCUCGGUUAUUAUCAUUUAGGGAGUCAAACCGAGCCAUCCAUUGUCCCGAUUGAGUGUCGUCACUUUCCAUCUUCGAGGUCGGCCGAAGCGAAUUAAGAUGCAUUUUCUGUUUUAUCUUCUGCGGCGAUCACAGAGACACAUUUUGUUGGCGUUAUCUUUAGUUUAAGAUUUGAAAACAAACUUUCUUUUUUAUAUAUUCCUUAAACAUAACCCAAAAUGAUAAAUUGUUGUGGAACAAUGUUUUCAGUGGAAACAAUAAAAUAUGUUCGGAAAAGGAAACAAA
Molecule: messenger RNA, 1392 nt
Organism: Toxorhynchites rutilus septentrionalis
Lineage: Eukaryota; Metazoa; Arthropoda; Insecta; Diptera; Culicidae
Gene: Phb1
Product: protein l(2)37Cc
Exons: 3
Coding region: 164-982 (272 amino acids)
Biological process (GO): mitochondrion organization
Cellular component (GO): membrane; mitochondrion
Source: RefSeq, a predicted model, not a curated record